Molecule: messenger RNA, 1788 nt
Organism: Ooceraea biroi (clonal raider ant)
Lineage: Eukaryota; Metazoa; Arthropoda; Insecta; Hymenoptera; Formicidae
Product: sperm-tail PG-rich repeat-containing protein 2
Source: RefSeq, a predicted model, not a curated record
AUGGCGUUCGAUAGAAGAAAAAGGUUUGAAAAACUGACCACGUCAACUCCCGCCCGUGUGGGGCCGGGUACUUACGACAUAUCGGACCUAUCAAAGCCGCUUCGAGAUCCGGAAAACGCUUAUCCAUUUUUGAACGGUGCCAGCAGGCAGACACUCAGCAUACCAAAAGACUCGCAUAAGUUUCCAGGCCCGGGCUCUUACAAUAUAGAGGCACUGCGGAAACGUAUACCAGAACGUGCAGGCGGCAUUAGCAUCGAUUAUACCGACGUUAGAUUCAAAGAAAGCAUAGACAAAGGAUCAGAUCCAGCAAAGUAUACCUUGCCGGAUGAUUUGUUCAAGGAAACGCCGCGGAGAAUAAGAUCCCAUCCGGGCACUUGGCGAGGUCCUGCGGGCAAAUUAUGGUUGAUUCGUCCACCGCGGCCAAUCAUGCAAACGGGCCUCUCUGUGUUUCCCAGCUCGACACGAGACUUCGGCGGAUACGGAUACGAUGAACGUGGCGUACUUGCGAAAAAUCCGGUCAUCGAGCAGGAGCCGAGCGAUUUUUACGACGUUCCCCGAGGGGAGACAAACUUUGCUACUCUGAAGUACAAAGGAAACUUUUGGAGCAGAAUGAAGGGUAGAGAUGACGAACGGACUUCCGCGACUCCGGGUCCCGGGUGUUACGAGCACGAGACAAAGAAAAGUCCCGCCCAAAUCCACGACGAGAGAAUCAGAGAAGCGAAAAGGGCUGCCGCUAAGCAGCCGCGUUUCUUGGAGGCUUUGUGCCGGCAAAAAUUGCGCCAAAAUUUUCCGGCUCCCAAUUAUUACGAUCCACGGAAAAGCGUGUUCGAUAAGCACAAACGGAUCUCGUGCAAGUGUGAUUCUUAUGCGGCAGAGCCGCCUCCCUUUAAUCAGACUGCCAAGAGAUUCGAAGUAAAAGUUUGGUCAGAUACACCUGGACCUGACGCAUACGAUGUCGCGAUUCGACAAAUUUGUUACGGUUCCAUUCUUAAUGCACCUUUCGGUGCUUGCAGUGCCCGUUUUAAAAAACCCGUCCGCAUGGCGGAUACACCAGACCCUGGGGAUUAUCACACAGAUAUCGGAAAUUUGGCCUUUGAAUCCGCCAAGCGUUUUAAAGGCAAACAUAAGAAGAUGACUGAUUACUUAAAGUUUUACGUAACGUCAACAUCAAUGAGUGACAUCACAAGUUUCAGUGAGGAAUAUGCAUUAACUGAUGAACGUAAGAUAACGGAUGAGGGAAAAUGUGCGGUAUAUCAUGCAGUGUUUAAAUCAAGAGUAGAGAGAUUUGCCAAAAUCCGCAAAGACGAUGAUGGACCGUAUCCGGGUGCUUACGAAGCUUUAUCAGCUUUCAAGGCUAAUCGUGAUAGAUGCGAUUUCCUUUGCCGACGAUUAGCUCCACCCUUCGGUUCACGCGCCAGUCGCUUUCCGACGAUACCGAAAAGCCUUGAUUUCCAUGUACCAGGUACAAAGCGAGGUCCGUCACACUACGAUCUCAGAGGAGAUAUAUCAAAGAACGUGAAGUACGGCGUGAUAUGCUACGCUCCUCGUGAACGAAACAAGGAAAUCAAAGGACCAGGACCAUCGCACUAUCGCAUACAUCCGUAUAUCGCAUCAUCGGUCCUGAAGAAGUCGUUUAACAUCACUCUCGAUAAAUCGGAAAUCGUAAAACCUAGCUGUAAAAUUCAGAAGUCGUCGUGCCAUCGACGAUCGAAGAAAACUUCUCGUUACUUCGUUGUGCCUCGAAGAACGUAUCAGCAUUGUGUUUCCAAAUCGUUAUUGAUCAACUGA